AUCAAUGCGCGUUAUCGUAUUUGUCUGACUCCGGACUCCCAACUCUCACAUAUACAUACCGGGGUGCGCAGGCAAGAGGAAACAUGACGAACCAGAGUCAGAAGCAGAACUCUUUGGUGCGGCGCGGAGCCUCCAGCAGCAGAAACAACGCGAGCCGCGGGACGAAGUUGAGCGCAGGAAGCAUGAAUCCUCUCAGCCUGGCGUCCAUCAGCCUCGCAGCCUCGCUGCUCCUCGUCGUCCCACUUUGUCACAGCUCUCCGGUCGUUCUUCAACAAGCCACAGCAGAUCAGAGGCAGCUUCUCAGCCAGAUGGACGCCGCCUGCUCCUCUUUCUUCUCGGCAGACGUCAAGUUUGCCCUCAGCGAGGUGUCCGACAUCUUUGGGGAAAUUUGCGUCCUGAUGCUCGUUCAGAAGUCGAAGGAGCUUAGAGAACGGGGAAAUAACAAACAGAGUCCUAUACAGCCUCUCCUGCAUCUGGUUUCUCAUCUGCAUACCCGAAGCGAGAGAGGACUGUCAGUGCGAGCUGAACUUCAGGGACCUGCUGGAAUCCAGAGCAGAGGCUACUUUCUCUAUCGGCCUCGGAACGGAAGAAGAGAUUUAGAAUACCAGUAGCAGAAAGCAGGGAGAUGCCGACUAUCCCAAACCCUGACCCAGACCGCUGCAGCUGCACCAGACCACCGAGUGACCCAGGACUCCACUGAAUUCUGACACUGAAUGUACACAGAUAAUGUAAUAUAAUAUUAAUAAAAACACAGUGC
Molecule: messenger RNA, 757 nt
Organism: Entelurus aequoreus (snake pipefish)
Lineage: Eukaryota; Metazoa; Chordata; Actinopteri; Syngnathiformes; Syngnathidae
Gene: nmu
Product: neuromedin U
Exons: 9
Coding region: 84-611 (175 amino acids)
Biological process (GO): regulation of smooth muscle contraction
Molecular function (GO): neuromedin U receptor binding
Source: RefSeq, a predicted model, not a curated record